Molecule: messenger RNA, 1869 nt
Organism: Oxyura jamaicensis (ruddy duck)
Lineage: Eukaryota; Metazoa; Chordata; Aves; Anseriformes; Anatidae
Gene: ARMH1
Product: armadillo like helical domain containing 1
Exons: 12
Coding region: 448-1692 (414 amino acids)
Source: RefSeq, a predicted model, not a curated record
GGGGGCGCUGGGGAGAGUGGAGGGACCAUGGGGAGGGGCAGGGUGCCCAGGCGAGGGGAGGACCCGCUGGGGAAGCAGGCUUCGGGUUUUGCCCAGGGCCCUCGGAUCCUGGCGGUGCAGGAUCCAAAGGUGGCUCCACAUCACCGCGGCGCUGUCCUGCCCGCGGGUCCAAGGCUGCGCCUCGUGCCUGGCAGCGCCAGCCUGCCUUUUGGUCUGGUUUAGCAUCAGGCUGCGUGCAAACAAGCACCAAACUGCCCCGCGGUCCCUAAAUCACUCAUGUUUUUCUUGGCAGGAGAAAGGAACUGCCCUGACCCCAGCCCUGGUGUGGUUGUUAGGUCCAGUGGGCUGGGGAGACAGCCCAGCACUGGUGAGAGCAGAGUUUGAAGCUAGCAAAGAGGAGUUAUGUGUCGUUUUUAGCACUGACAAACAACGCAGGCAGAAGAGAUCAUGACUUCUGUCAAAGAGCAGGAGGCCAUCAGGAAGCUCACGGUUUUCCUGCAAGAAUGGGACAGCGGUCACAAAGUUGCUCGAACCCGCAUCCUGGACAGCUUUAUUAAAAUCAAUAAUGGCAAGACAGAACCAGAGCUGGAGCUGGAAUUCUCCCAGGGAGCCAGCUUGUUUCUGGCUCGCCUAACGGCGUGGCUCAGGAUGACCUACACGCACAGCACGUGCCUUGACAAGCUGCUCAAGUCUAUUGGCAUCUUCUUAUCUGCAGCAGGCGGGCGCAGAUACCUUAUUGAAUUUCUGGAGAUCGGAGGUGUCAUGAUUCUCCUGGAAAUACUAGGGCUGAACCACCUGAAAGAAGAGGACAAAAGGGAGUCAGUCAAGCUGCUCCAGCUCGUCGCAAACGCUGGCAGGAAGUAUAAGGAGCUCAUUUGUGAAAGCUACGGGGUGCAAUGCCUUGCCGAGUGGUUGGCCACCUCCACCUCAGCAGAGGCUCAAGAAGAAGCGCAGGUUCUGCUGGACUCCCUGGGCCGCGGCAAUCCCAAGUACCAGAACCAAGUCUACAAAGGCCUCAUUGCGGUGCUGCCGUGCGCCUCCCCCCGAGCCCAGCAGCUGGCUCUGCAGACACUGGGGGCGAUGCAGGAGCUGGUGGGAGAGGCGCCCCCCGCGCUGGUGGAGCCCCUGCUGGCCGUGCUGGGCUCGGCGCACCUGGAGGUGCAGCACCAAGCCCUGCAGCUGCUGCCGGCCCUGAUGCCUCUCCGUGUGCGACCGGCCCUGCUGGCGGCGCUGGUGGCCGCGCUGACGCCGCCCAGGCAGGCAGCCAUCGCCUCCCGCAGCGAGAGCACCGCAGACCAAAACGCGCUGUGCCCAAGGGAGCCGAUGCUGGCGUACAUUCAGCAGGCAGCUGCUGCAAAAGCCAUUGGCAUUUUAGCCAAGGAGUCAGCAGAAGUGGCUGAAGAGCUGAUCCAGCUGGAAGCGGUGCAUGGCCUGAUGGUUGCUGUGGGGAACGCGGAACAUGCACCCAGCCAGAGACAUGGCAGCAUCUCCCUGAAGUAUUUUGUCCAUGCAUUUCCCUUUGUGGAAGAGCACAUAAAGAAGGCAGUAGGGGACACACUUUUCCAGCUGUUUAUGGAGAGUCCUGAGACCUGGUACACUAAAAUGGAUCCAGCCCAGGCUGAAGAACUGGCCUCCAGUCUAGUGGACAUCCCCAAAGACAUGGCAAGGAAGCAGUCCACAGAAGGUGACUAGGAAUGACUGUCCACCAGAAAAAAAAACAACUUCAGAACAAAAUCUGGAAAUCUGUCGAGAUCCCUAGUGCUCCUGAAUGCUUGUGGCUUGAAUUAGCGGACAUCCUUCCAGAGGCUGGAAAGGAGAGGACCGAGCAGCCUUUUGUGAACCAAACGAAGGAAUGCUACCAAAUCUGAA